This is a messenger RNA of Amphiprion ocellaris (clown anemonefish), 4111 nucleotides long. Its product is annotated as fibronectin-like. The transcript has 10 exons. NCBI's taxonomy places the organism in Eukaryota, Metazoa, Chordata, Actinopteri, Pomacentridae. Gene Ontology annotation, molecular function: protein binding. The record is from RefSeq and is a predicted model, not a curated record. The coding region runs from base 1278 to 3542 and encodes 754 amino acids.
UUCUAAACCUAUAGCAAUUAUUGCUGUAGAUAAUAUCGAUUAAUCUGCUUGUUCAUUUUUAUUGACACUAAAGCAACUUUUUAUGUGAGAAAAUGAUAAAGUUCAACGUAAAAAUAACAAUAUAGCGCCUGUCAAGAACAACGUGCUUCACAAAAACGGAUACUGCAAGAUAUUAUAUAUAUUUAAAUAUCUAAAACAUAAGAUAUAACCACAUUUAACAGCUAAGAAUACGCUGUACGGUAAACGUGAGUCCGAAGAGAUUCAGAAGAAGUUUGUCUGAGUUUGUCUGAUGAGGAGAUCCACAGCUGAGGGUCCUGGUCACCGUUAGCGACAAGUCAAGACUUUGAAAUUGUUAGUAGGUUUAACCAAACUAAUUCACCUCAAAGAUUAAAAUAGAAAGUAUUUUGAUCUGAAUUGAUUUUAAUUGGGAUGAAAGAUGUGGUUUUUUUUUUCUGCAAUCUGAAUAGUAGUCAAAACAACUGUAGUUUACUCCUGUUACUGUUGUUCAAAUACAUAGUGACAAAUGGCAAUUACUUUGUGUUUGUGUAAUAAUAAAAGCACAAAUUUGUGAACAGAUUAGAGAAAACUGGAGAAAACAACGAACACCAGUUUUAUUUUUUAUUUAAUUCAUUGACAAAAGAAAAAAAAUACUAUUCAAAACAAUGCAAAAACUUCUGAAUGAAAGGGACAGAAUUAAUAAUAAACUUCUGUAAUCUGCUCAUUUUUGACAAUCAGUUUAAAAUGAGAAUUAUAUACAAGCAAAAUGACUCUAAAGUCUGAGAGGUCAGCACAGUCACUCUCAGAGUUUUCUCUCAUGACAAACACUAUGAUACUCUGACUUUGUUUAUUUUAAUAAUAUGCUGGUUUUAAUUACGUUAUUAAAUCUUGUGUGUGAUUUAGAUUCUUCUGAUUCCUUGUCUAGAUUGUUCCAUAAACUGACCCCUUUCACAGAAAUGUAGCAUUUCAUUAGUUUGGUCCUAAAUCUUGGUUUUAUGAAGAUCUCUGUUCUUUUCAAGUUCUACUUACUUUCUCUUUUUGCAAACCUGUUCUGGACAUUGACUGGUAAAGUUUAUUUAUGAGCUCUAUACAUAAUUUGCAGAAUACUAUAAUCUAUGUUGUGGAAUUUCAACCAUUUUAACUGAAAGAAUAAUGUUUUUUGUUGGAUUUCUAUAUAUUUUUUGACUGAUUAUUCUUUUGGCUCUUUGCUGUAAAAUGAAAAUUGACUGGAUGUUUGUCUUACAGGCAUUUCCCCCAAACUUCAACACAGUAGGUCAGAUAUGGAACAAUUAGAGAAUUAUAGAACAUGUAAAAUGCUUUGUUAUCCAACAAAUCCUUCACUUUGUAUAGUACAGGAAUUGUUUUUGAUGUUUUCACUUUUGUAUAAUUUCUAUAGCAUGAAGACUCUGAGGACAAACAGCCUGACUGUCUCUUUCUUGUCUGUUUGUCUCUCCUCAGCUCUGAUGGUAAUGUACAACACUGCAGAGCGGCAGUAUUUCAUCCAGAACAACAGUCUGACCUGGAAUGAGGCCAGGAACUACUGCCAGGUCUGCUUCACAGACCUGGUGACUCUGAGCCACGACAACAUCGAGGUAAUCGUCAAGAGGCUCAGCUCUCAGCACUGGAUCGGCCUACGGAAGAGCUUCAACUCAACCAGCAACUAUACCGGUAACAUCAGUAUGUCCUGGUCCCACUGGUCCAACGGGGAACCCCUCACCUUCCAGAACUGGUACCCUGGUUGGCCGCUGUUUAAACCCUCUGUCCCAGACGGUGACUGCUGUGGCUGCUCUUGCAACGAGGCAGCAGCAGCAACCGACAACACUGAUCUAAAUGUGACAGACUUUACCACAUUCUGGGAAACCAUCACUGACAACAUGACUAUAACUGAAGAUUACAUGAACGCCACAAGCUCAGUAUUCACAGACGCCACGCUCAUGAUGACAACACCACUGCCAACACCAGCUGUGUCAGUGACCAGUGAUGGUUACAUUGAGGACUCCUGUGUGGCCAUGUUCAGCUUUGGGCCUUGGGUUGAAAAAAACUGCUUGGAGCUUCUGCCGUUUAUUUGUUAUGAAGAUCAUUCCCCUGGAUAUUUUAAAGUCAACGUGACCAGUAUAACUUCAGAAAGUGCCACUGUGACGUGGCAGCAGCUGCCCGGCGGAAUCAGCCAUUAUCGUGUGGGAGUCAAAGGCGACAAAGAACUGACUGACAGUAAAACUGAUCGGACCUACAACCUUGUCAACCUCACAGCAGGCACUUGCUAUGUAGUCCAUGUGUUCCCUGUGAAGUGUGAGAGAGAACUGAACCCCGGGAACGUCGCUUUCUACACCAAACCAAACAAAGUGGAAAACUUCACAGUCACCAGAGUAACAGAAACAUCCAUCCAAGUGAACUGGAGCAAACCAGCCGGAAACAUGGAUUUCUAUGUUCUUCGGGUUGGUAGUCGGCACUUAAAUAUUACCACAGAGGGUGGAGAAGUUGAUGGUUUGACGCCUGGAAGCUGUUACACAUUGACUGUCCUCUCAGGAGUCAACGACUACUCAAUGUGGAGUGAAGAAUCUAACAUCACAGCGUACACCAAGCCUUGUACAGUGUCCAACCUGAGUGUUUCUGACAAUACCAAACACUCAGUGUUUCUCCACUGGGAUCCACCUGUGGGAGACUUCACAGGUUUCUUGGUGAAGGCUAUAAACAGCACCGAUGACGUAUUGUUUGAGGUCGAGGUGAACCGAACCGUGUGUCAAGUGCCAGUAACAAACCUGCCGAUGGGCACCGAGAUAACCCUUGUGGUGUUAGCUCUGGCUAAUAAUAGCCUGCAGGGAGACAACACAACCAUCCUCACAUACACUGCCCCAGGACCAAUUUCAAACCUGACUGUGAUCACAAGCCAUAGCUCCCUUAACGCCACCUGGACCAUCAAUGAGGGGAAUGAUUCAUAUUUUACUGUCAAGCUUCUGCUGGAUGGGAAACUGGAAGAACCAGGAAGAAACGUAACAGAAGCUAGGGUGACAUUUGAUGACUUGAAGACUGCAGCCAACUACACUGUGGUUGUCUACGCUGUUAGUGGACAUCUCAAAAGCCUGCCAAUGGAAGUCUCCAAUUUUACCUUGCCAUCUCCACCGACAAAUGCCAUUGCCACUUUUGUCAACAAAAGCACAAUCACCUUUAAGUGGACCGCCCCUGAGAACAUAGCAAAAGCCACGUACCUUGUCAAACUCAGCUCUGACUUCUAUGGUCAGAGCUGGUCUGCUAAUAUCACUAACAAAACCAGCUAUACUUUUUCUAACCUGACAUCAGGAACCAAAUACUGUUUUGAAGUGUAUGUAUUGGGAGGUGAACUGACAAGUCCCCCAGAAAGAAACUGUACUGUGAAAACAGAACCCGAGGAAAGGCAAAUCAGCCUGUCAAUGCUGUGCUCUUCUGCAAUAUCUCUCCACUGUGAUGAAAGCGCCACAAGGACACAUGUUUUUGAACAGUUGCACGAUCAUUUCUCCAAGCUGUUGAAGGACGACAUUGUUUGGGCCCUGGAGGCAACUGAAGAAUAAGACACAAUGUCUGUUUUACAAAUGUGUCAUGUUUUUUUUUCUGGCAAACUUUUUGCGCCGCAUAUAAAAAAGAAUACAUGCAUUGAUUCAAUACUAAUAAUAAAAUACUAUUCGUAUCUUAAUCAUUUGUUGCAUUACUCUUAGUUUGUUUGCAUUUUUCCUUGAUGUGCACACAUAUUCCAUCUAUUCAUAUUAUGUUUUCUUGAUGUUGUUGCAAAUUUUAUUUCUACAACACCUUUCAAAAUCAGUUGCAAGGUGCUUUACAAAAAAAAAAGCAAAACUAAAACAUAAAACAUUAAAGAUUAUUAUUAUUCAGGACAAUAAAUAAAACAAAUGACACAUUGUCAAAAUAAAUAUCCUCACACAAACAUUUGCAUCAGUGCAAUUUGAGAAACUAAGACAAAGCAAUAACUUGAUGCACUCAAAAUUGGAUGUACUAAGUUUAAAAUUACAAGAAAAUAAAGAGGUCAGAUGUCAGUUUAUUUUAUUGGAUAAUGCUUUAAUCUAUUUUUCUUUUCAUGAUGUGGCAUAUUUGUAUCUGAUGUUUUAAAUAAAUGAAUUCAAAACUC